Molecule: messenger RNA, 2108 nt
Organism: Acomys russatus (golden spiny mouse)
Lineage: Eukaryota; Metazoa; Chordata; Mammalia; Rodentia; Muridae
Gene: Mfsd8
Product: major facilitator superfamily domain containing 8
Exons: 12
Coding region: 80-1636 (518 amino acids)
Biological process (GO): transmembrane transport
Cellular component (GO): lysosomal membrane
Molecular function (GO): transmembrane transporter activity
Source: RefSeq, a predicted model, not a curated record
GUUUUGACAGCUCUGGCGGAAGAGGAGGAGCAGCUGUCGCGAGAGUUGGGGGCGCGCCGCCUAGUGAGCGCUUGUCAUUAUGGCGAGCCCGGGAAGCGAGGCGGAACGGGAGCCCCUCCUGGGCCCCGGCUGCCCCGGAAGCAGAGAAUGCGUGAUAGAAACCCAAGAACAUUACAAGAGUAGAUGGAGAUCUGUUAGGAUUCUCUACCUCACUAUGUUCCUCAGCAGUGUGGGUUUUUCAAUUGUGAUAAUGUCAAUCUGGCCAUAUCUUCAAAAGAUUGAUCAAACAGCUGAUGCAAGUUUUUUGGGCUGGGUUAUUGCUUCAUAUAGUCUUGGCCAAAUGGUAUCUUCACCUCUAUUUGGCUUAUGGUCUAAUUAUAGGCCAAGAAAAGAACCUCUUAUCGUCUCCAUCUUUAUUUCGGUGGCAGCCAACUGCCUAUACGCAUAUGUCCACGUGCCAGCUGCUCAUAAUAAAUACUACAUGUUGGUUGCUCGUGGACUGGUGGGAUUUGGAGCAGGAAAUGUGGCUGUUGUCCGAUCGUACAUUGCUGGUGCCACUUCCCUUCAGGAAAGAACAAGCGCCAUGGCCAACACAAGUACAUGUCAAGCGUUGGGAUUUAUUCUGGGUCCAGUGUUUCAGACUUGCUUUGCACUCGUUGGAGAAGAGGGUGUGACAUGGGACGCCAUCAAGCUGCAGAUCAACAUGUACACAGCACCGGUUUUACUCGGAGCCUUCCUUGGAGUUCUAAACAUGAUUCUGAUUCUUGUUACAUUAAGAGAGCAUCGCGUGGAUGACCUGGGACGGCAGUGUAAGAAUGUGAAUUGUCAAGAAGAAAAUACAGAUGAACUUCAGAUUCCUGAAGGAAGUAUUGAUCAUGUUGCUGUUGUGGCUACCAAUAUUCUGUUUUUUGUGGUUUUGUUUAUCUUUGCAGUUUUUGAAACAAUCCUCACUCCGUUAACUAUGGACAUGUAUGCCUGGACCCAGGAGCAGGCUGUGCUCUAUGAUGGAAUUAUCCUUGCUGCUUUUGGAGUUGAGGCAGUUCUUAUUUUCAUGGGAGUUAAAUUACUUUCCAAAAGGAUUGGCGAGCGUUCUAUUCUCCUGGGAGGCCUCGUGAUUAUAUGGGUCGGCUUCUUUAUCCUGUUACCCUGGGGAAACCAGUUUCCCAAAGUACAGUGGGAAGAUUUACACAAUAGCUCAAUCCCUAAUGCUACAUUUGGGGAAGUUAUUAUUAAUCUUUGGAAUUCUCCAAGAGAAGAUCACAGUGAACAGCCAGUUGGGUGCCCAGUUGAACAAGCCUGGUGCCUGUACACCCCGGUGAUCUAUCUGGCCCAGUUCCUGACAGCGUCUGUGCUAGUUGGAAUAGGCUAUCCAGCCUGCAAUGUCAUGUCCUAUACAUUAUAUUCAAAAGUUCUAGGACCCAAACCUCAGGGUAUAUACAUGGGCUGGUUAACCACUUCUGGAAGUGCAGCACGGAUUUUUGGGCCUGUGUUCAUCAGCCAUGUGUACACUUACUUGGGCCCACGAUGGGCAUUCAGCCUUGUGUGUGGAGUAGUGGUGCUCACCAUCUUGCUCAUAGGAGCCGUUUACAGAAGACUCAUUGCCUUUUCUGUCAGAUAUGGGAGGGUCCAGGAGUAAGCUGGCAGCCUGCUGGAUGCUUGCUGCCUAGGAACCCUGAGUGACUUAACUAUGAAAGGUAGGAUGUUAAGAACAUUCUGGAUCAUAACCUCCAUAUCAAAGGUGAACUGUUGCCGGCAGUGGUGGCGCACGCCUUUAAUCCCAGUACUUGGGAGGCAGAGGCAGGUGGAUCUCUGUGAGUUCGAGGCCAGCAUGGUCUACAGAGCAAGUUCCAGGACAGCCAGAGCUGUUACACAGAGAAACCCUGUUUCAAAAGACAAACAAACAAAAUAAGGUGAACUAUUUUUCAUAUCAUACCUUACUGGAGUCCCAUGAAUUAAAAAAUGAAUGAGUAACAGUUUGUAGGUAUGAACUACAGUCAGUGUAAACUGUAGAGGUCUCUCUAAAGCAACAGACUAUGCAGUGCAACUGGAGGGAAGUUCUUUACUGACCAAACACAUCAGAAUGAAACAUUAAAAAAAAAAAAAAAAAA